AUGGCAAUCGGCUCAGCUCCAACUCGCAGAAGCGGUCGCUUCAUGUCGGCAGAGGAGACGAGCGACGCGACUGAGAAUGGUUUCAACAUCUCCGGUACCUUUGUCAAGGAGAAGACUCUCGAGGCCACACCUCGAGUUCGGGCUUCCCUUGUCGAAGAACCUCUGGACCCAAAGAAGGUCAGCAAUGCUAUGACCUUCCCAGACAGGCAGCCUAACGACUUACAGGUCUUCCGCUUCAUGGAUCUGCCGGCAGAGCUACGCACACGCAUCUACUCGUACGCACCAGCCAUCACUGCAGUCUCGAAGCUCGUCCGCGAGGAGUCUCUGCCCGUGCUGUUCUCGGACUGCAGCUUCAGACUCAUCAUCGGAAGCAACGCCAACAAGUUCGGCGUGCGUCACUCUAUUGCUCGUUACUCUAAUUCUAAGUCCGAGCACUUUCGUGCUGGUACACUCGGCAUCCAGCGCGGUGUCAUGAAAGGCAUGCGAGACGUUGGACACGCUGCAAUCAUCAGAGACAUCACAUUCCACGUCUGUCCUAUCAUCUACCUAGACGCGUCCCGCGAUGACACCACCGACGCUCGCUACGGUGGAUACCCGUCACUUCACAUUACCACACAGCCGAGAUCAAGGAGCACAUUCAAGCCCGGUUCCUGGAAGUUGACGGCAGAAGAGGAGAGGAUCAUCCCCAAGGCAGAGGGCAUGGUCCAAGAGAUUGCACAGGCUGAACGUUUCAAGGGACUGCGACUAGUCGAUCUCGACCGCAUUGCGAAGUGCUUCCGUAUUUACCGUUGA
Messenger RNA from Fulvia fulva, 792 nucleotides. RefSeq lists its product as uncharacterized. The transcript has 2 exons. The record is from RefSeq and is a predicted model, not a curated record. The coding region runs from base 1 to 792 and encodes 263 amino acids. NCBI's taxonomy places the organism in Eukaryota, Fungi, Ascomycota, Dothideomycetes, Mycosphaerellales, Mycosphaerellaceae.